Messenger RNA from Strongyloides ratti, 375 nucleotides. Its product is annotated as Succinate dehydrogenase assembly factor 2, mitochondrial. NCBI's taxonomy places the organism in Eukaryota, Metazoa, Nematoda, Chromadorea, Rhabditida, Strongyloididae. The transcript is spliced from 2 exons. The coding region runs from base 1 to 375 and encodes 124 amino acids. The record is from RefSeq and is a predicted model, not a curated record. Gene Ontology annotation, cellular component: mitochondrion. Gene Ontology annotation, biological process: mitochondrial electron transport, succinate to ubiquinone; protein-FAD linkage; mitochondrial respiratory chain complex II assembly.
AUGACUUUGUUGAAUGUUAUUAAAACUAUUACAAAAAGUUUUCAUAUCCCUUCUAAACGUAACAUUCAUUUAACUGUAUUAAGAAAUGCUGUAAGUAUUGAUUUAAAAGAAAAAAUAAUUUACAAAGAAACGGAUAUUCAAAAAUGGCGUGCACGUUUAUAUUAUCAAAGUUUCGCUAGUAAAAUAUUACACAACCUUUCACCAAAACAAUUAUCAGAGUAUGACAAAAUAAUUAAUGGAGAUACAAAUGAAUGGGACUUGUUUUAUUAUGUGACUGGAAGAAAAGAACCACCUCAAGAGAUUGCUGAAACAAGUGUAUUUCCAAUUAUAAAGAAAUUUAUUUCAGAAAGUGAAGGGUUUAAACGUUAUAACUAA